Echinococcus granulosus is the source of this 432-nucleotide messenger RNA. RefSeq lists its product as hypothetical. NCBI's taxonomy places the organism in Eukaryota, Metazoa, Platyhelminthes, Cestoda, Cyclophyllidea, Taeniidae. The transcript is spliced from 2 exons. The coding region runs from base 1 to 432 and encodes 143 amino acids. The record is from RefSeq and is a predicted model, not a curated record.
AUGACUGCUGACGCGAGCACUUCAAAUGCGUGGCUCUGUUCAGCCAAUCAACAGGCGUCUCGUCUGGUAUCCACACCUACCUUACAUCUGCCCUUAGGUGGCUCCACUCCAUUCGGGUGUGGUGGUGGUGCCUUCGAAAAAGCAGAGUACUUUUGGUGUGAGAAUGCAUUCUAUCACCGCAUGCCUCCAAGUCACAUAAUCCUCGCUGUCUCCGCCUGCCAGUGCUAUCACCUAAAACCGACGUGGUAUUCUGCAUUGCCCAACAGCGAUUGCGGCGGUGCUGUAAAAUAUACAACAAAACCUAGUACCUCAUUUCCACUGCCCAUGACAAGGGGGGAAUCUCUGGAUCACUUCUCAGUUGAGAGGCUAAUUUUGUCAUUGGAAUUGAUGCAGUUGGCCUCCAUUUCUCUUACUUAUGCCUUUACUGGCUAG